This is a messenger RNA of Fonsecaea erecta, 690 nucleotides long. RefSeq lists its product as hypothetical. Gene Ontology annotation, cellular component: external side of plasma membrane. Lineage: Eukaryota; Fungi; Ascomycota; Eurotiomycetes; Chaetothyriales; Herpotrichiellaceae. Gene Ontology annotation, biological process: DNA damage response. The record is from RefSeq and is a predicted model, not a curated record. Bases 1 to 690 code for a protein of 229 amino acids. The transcript has a single exon.
AUGGCCCCUCCGACGCUGAUCAGUAUUCAAAGCAGCGCCACCAUCACUACGACUGCACAGCGGGCGGUGCUGAACAUCGCCGCCUCCGACACCGGGUCCGACAAGGACGAAGUCUCCAGCCACGUGGUGUCGACGGUGAAAGACAUCCAACAGGAUCUGGACCACCUGUGCCCACGGCUGGCGGAUGGCGACAUUUCCCCCACGGCCCCGGUGAGUUUCUACUCGAUCGCCUCGCUCUCCAUUUCGGCGGCGGACGAGUACGACGACAAGCACGUGCGCCAGGAGAAGAAGCUAUACAGCGCCCACUCCAAUAUCGCCAUACACUUCCGUGACUUUACGCGCCUGGGCCUGAUGGUCGUGCGGCUGUCGCGCAUGCCGUUCGUCGAGAUGCGGGGCAUCGACUGGGAACUGGGGGAGGCCAGCAAAGCCGAGCUCGACGAUGAGGUCCGAGAGCAGGCGCUGCGGAAGGCCAUGAUCCGCGCACAGGGCUACAGCCGCGUCAUCGGCAGGGCCACAGUCACCUGUGUCAAGAUCGAGGAUGUGCAGACAUCGUGGCCCGUGAGAAAACUCAAGCAGACGGCCAUGAGGGCCACGAGCGCAGCGACGUUCGAGGUCGGCGCGGGCAUCGACUUCGAGCCGCAGCUCGUUGAAGUCAGUGCUACCAUCUCGUGCGAGUUUCACGCGGAAUAG